Molecule: messenger RNA, 1329 nt
Organism: Condylostylus longicornis
Lineage: Eukaryota; Metazoa; Arthropoda; Insecta; Diptera; Dolichopodidae
Exons: 3
Coding region: 211-1329 (372 amino acids)
Source: RefSeq, a predicted model, not a curated record
AAUCAGUUUACUUACGCAUUAUAAAAUUUUAAUUUAUUUUGCAUUUAUUGAAACUUAAGUUUAGAAGAUUGUUCACAACAAGCUUACAGCUUUAAAUUCUAUGUCUUUUCUAAUAUUUUUCAGUUGAAAUUUGAGUUUAUAAUUUUAAAAAUACUCGUAGCUGUCUUAUCUAAAACACUUGGAGUUUAAUACCAAGGAAUUUGAAAGAAAAUGGAACAGAAAAAUUCCGUUGAAUAUAUACGCAAAAAGAUUCGUCAAAAUUUUCAAGCUCAUCGAAAUAACCAACGUUUUCAGGAAAAUGAUUCAUUUCGUUUAGGUUUAGGUGAAAUAAAAUCUCUCGUAGAAGAAAUUGAAAAUUUAACGGAAAAGGAUGUGCAUGGACUAUGUGUUCGCAUCAAAAGAAAAAAACAUGCUGAUUCUAAUGAUUUAUUUCGUCUAUCACAAGCAUUUCUGCAAUCAAUUGAAAAUAUAACAAUGUUUGCAAAAACCCCAGGUGCUUUACAAAUAAUUGUUAAAGAACUGACAGGACAUGAUUCUGAACAACAAAUUCGAGCUGCCGAAACUUUGUGCAAUUUAUCAUUAGGUGAUGAAACAGUUUGUGAAAAAAUUGCUACUCAAGCUGGAAGCUACUUGAUAACAUUUCUCGAAUCAGUUGAUUUCCGUUUAAAGCAAUCUAGUCUUUGGACAUUGAUAAAUAUUGUUUCAACUGGUAAAAAAGGCGCUGAAAUUUUAAUGUCUAUGGAAAUAAUAUCUAAAUGUUCAGAUAUACUCUAUUCUGAAAAUAUGUCGGAAAAUGUUGAUUUACUAAAUGAUAUAGCACUUUGUUUGAACUUGACAUUGAAAAGUGAAAUAUUUAAUCCAACAACAGUUGAUUUAGGCAGAGUUUUUGAAAACAUAACUAAAAUACCCCUAGAAGAUGAGCGGAACGAAUUUGUCAUGGAAGUAAUUUUCAAUUCCCAUAUUAUAAAAUCAAGCUACACGUUCAAUAUAGAACAGUUAAAGUACAUAGCGCAAGUUACAGUUAAAAAUAUCCUUAGUUCUUCCCAUUUUUCAAAAAUGUUGUACCAUGUUCGUGUGCUUGCUAAUGUUACGUUUAUAUACAAAGAUACAUUUGUAUUAAUUUUAGAAGAUGUUUGUUUAAAUGUAAAUACUAGCUUUGCAAAUUUGUUGAACCACUUAUUUAGCUUUGAUGAUGAAAGUUUUACGAAGGAGGUCUUAUGGUUAUUAAAAAAUAUAAUAUACGUUACGAACAAUGACACGAAAACAAAUAAUUUGAUUUCGGAUUUAAAAAUACCAAUGCGUAUUUCCAAUACUUUUAUUAAUUCUUAA